AUGGGUAGUCCGGAUCAUUCUUCAGAGUUCAUCCUGGACCGUGCACGGAGCACCGGCGUUGCAUUUCACCCCUUCCUACAAAUUGAAAAACAGAAGUCAAGCCGGCUGUCAAUGGAGACAACAACACAAGACCUGAGCAACUUCACCCGCCCCGUCGGAUUCUACAUCAGAGGUUUCUACGCACUAAAACAUGGAGAAUACUACUUCAUGUUUCUGGCGGUUAUUUACGUCCUGACACUUGUGUCAAAUGCAAUCUUGAUGUUGGUCAUAUGGUUCACAGAAAACCUCCACACCCCAAAGUACAUGGCCGUGUUCAGCCUGGCAGUGGUGGACGUUAGUUUCAGCUCCGCUCUAAUUCCUCAAGCUGUCCACAUGUAUGUCUUUGGUUCAAAAUUUGUGUAUUACGACCCUUGCUUGGCACAAAUGUUCUUCGUCGAUUACUUCGCAUCAAUGGAAUCGUUUGCUCUCUGCGUUUUGGCCUACGACAGGCUCAUCGCCAUUUGUUUCCCAUUACGAAGCAAUGUUUUAAAUACCAACUGUAAAAUGAUGCUGGUUAUUAUUGUGUCGUGGUCGAUACCGCUUGUCAUAGACGUGGUGAUGGUUGCCUUGAUUCCCCCACUGGCGUACUGUAAAUCGACGAUUGUCAACAGCUUCUUCUGUGAUCACGGCCCUGUCUUUAAGAUCGCUUGCGGUGAUUAUUCUAAGAACUGGUUUAUGGCCAGUUUUACCACGGUAGCCUUGUACUUUGUUCCUUUUGGCUUCAUUGCUGUGACAUACCUGUUUAUUAUUUACGCCAUUUUGAGAAUUAAAUCGUCGGAGGGUAGAUGGAAAGCGUUUAAAACGUGUUCUUCGCAUUUAAUUUUGGUUGCUAUAUUUUUCGUACCUUUUUUCGUCACUUACAUCGUGGCUUGGGCUAAUGUGAACAUUGAUACGGAUACCAGAGUUCUCAACACGUCUUUGUCCGGUUCUAUCCCACCACUUUUAAACCCAAUUAUCUACUCUCUGAAAACCGAGGAGAUAUUGGAGCAAAUUAAAAAGUACCUGAGAAAUCUGAAAAAAACCUCUCCUAUCAGUUGAUGUAUUAGGCGAGAUCUUUAUUUAAGAAUCGUAGUCCUAUUGGAUGUAGGCAAACAGUCAUUGUAUGGUAAUUUGCUGUUUUAUAUUUGAAGGAACAGUGCAGUAGUUUUCAAACUCACUCCCUGCAUAUGCUGGUUUUCGUUUCAACCACAAUUGCAUUCCCAGAAUUUUAAUGAAUUGUUAUUGGUUCUUAAGAAGACAGUUUUCAUGUUUUAAAAGAUUUUUUUUAAUCCUCUGAAGCUAUGUAAUAAAUUGUGAUCUAUACCAUAAAUAAUAAAAGCCCCAUAUUCUCAUUGUGUUACGUUGUAAACAACUGCGUAAAAAGAGGUGGAAAUUUUAACUGAUCAAAUUAAAAACUGAGGCAAAUCAAUAGGAUCUUUGACACUGACGCCAACAAUUUGGCAGAUAAUGAAGAAGUAAAACAUUUAUGAAACGACUGAAACACAUGUGUUCAACAGCGGCAAUUAAUCAAAAGAUUGGCAAUAGCAGAAACCAGCAUACCCAAGGGUCUCCAGGACCGAGAUUGAGAACGACUGAAAUAGUGCAAUAGUAUUGUUAGAACGGGUUCGUCAGGUGACACAUUAUUUAAUGGACUUUUUGUUAUAAAUAUGAGCCUCAAAUAUUUUUCAUUUUAUCUCCAUUUAGACGCAAAAAAAAGCUAAUUAAUAUGUGUGUGGUUACAGUAAAUUAUUGGAUGGCCGGACAGUAAGAAUUAUAACGGUCCAGAAAAUAAGUAAAUCCCAAAUUUUUUUUCUUUUUUGUUUACCAAGAAGGAAUCCAGGACACGUUUUAAAUACGACUACAGAUGAACCAGUAAAGCCUUCGGCCCUAGAUAGGCCCAGCAGUUAUAAUUAACAUAACGGGAGAAAAAACACGCGAAUUGCGGACUGUGAUGUUAUUUUAUGACCUAUAUAAGUCUCAGUCUUUCAUUCAAACUUAAAUUAGCUCAAAUGCUCCUCGUUGUGAUUGGGAACGCUGGAGGACCGCUGCAAAUAUGACUUCGUCGAUUAUUUUUCAAAACGUGUUUCAUGAGAUAUAUUGACCAGCAUGUUCUUGAUGUUUCGUUCAUGCAAAUGUACUGAUGUCUUGAAAUGCAGAGGACAGUGAGAUAAAAAUUUAAAAAAUGUAAUGAUAAAAAUAAAACACAAAAUACACAAAAUGAACUGCAUAUUUUUACAAAUCUGUCAUACUCAUGAGCAGUAACAUAACUUAUGUGCUAUGCCUACUAAAUUUGAGAUAUUGUGCUUCAAACGAUUUAAUAAAGUAAUC
Anguilla anguilla (European eel) is the source of this 2346-nucleotide messenger RNA. Its product is annotated as olfactory receptor 187-like. Lineage: Eukaryota; Metazoa; Chordata; Actinopteri; Anguilliformes; Anguillidae. The record is from RefSeq and is a predicted model, not a curated record. Gene Ontology annotation, molecular function: olfactory receptor activity; G protein-coupled receptor activity. The transcript is spliced from 2 exons. Gene Ontology annotation, cellular component: membrane. Gene Ontology annotation, biological process: G protein-coupled receptor signaling pathway. Bases 1 to 1077 code for a protein of 358 amino acids.